AUGGCCUAUUUCACCUCCCUUUGGAAGGCGAGGAUAAUAGAAAAAUGCAAAAGGGAAUAUGAAGACGAAAAAAUUAAUUCUAUUCUUGCAUCCAACACCAAAAUUCCUCGGAAAACAACAAGUGUGAUGCAAACAUGGCGUAUUUACAGGCGUGAUACCAAAACUCGAAUAACUGGGAAAUUGAGAAAAUUGUUCCCAGAGGGUUCAUCUGUAUCAAACUUUUAUUAUUACUUGCAAACUGACAAGGCGUUUCCUAAUUUUGUUUUGAAGAGCGUCGGCGGGUUUCUCGGCGGUAUUGUGCUCACGUAUCUCUGCUUUAUGUUCUUUGUGUUCCAAUUGUCGAUAUCGCUGAUCCACGCGACCAUUAUGAGUUCUGUUAUAGGUGUUUUGCUCACUCUGGGUCUGGCCUUCAGUUAUAGAAUCAGAUGUUUAGUAUUCCUGCUCAUUCCGCAAUUAUUCUCCCGCGUGGGACGGUAUACGAUCACUUGCUACGCCCUCGUCUUGAUAUUGACGGGACCCGCCACCAAUACAUUCAAGAAUUUGGAAGUUUUAUCGGAAUCUAUGGCCUGCAGUCAGGAACAAAUAAAAACGAACGUUAAACAAAUAAACGAGUCAAUGAAAAAACCUUUUGACGCGAUGAAGGACAGUAUAAAGCUAAUGGUUGAGACAAUCAACCGCCUCACCUCCACUGUAAACGAGAUUAUAUUCAAGAUAAGUGUAUUGACCACUAGUAUCUAGCUAAAAGUAUUUACCGACCGAAUCAACAAAAUGUUUUUCAUUAAAGUGGAAAUCCAGCAUACUUAUACCUUCACCAGCAACGUCAGUGACUCGGUUAGUCAAGUCGCUGCUGGCAUUGUCACUGAGAUAAGGAAAAGAGCUGACCCUCUCUUGACUUGGUUAUCUUGGAGCUCCUGUGUCACAAGCUUGUUCCUAUUGCUGAUUAUAUUCAGAGCUAAAUAUUAUCAGCAUAUGUUUGAAACAAGAUCACGAUUCGAUAACCGCUACGUGACUCAAGAGCUGCGUGAAUUAGAUUUGAAGAGGUACCUCGAGGGUCGUGAGACCAUACUGCCGCUGAAUAGGAGGGAACAAGCCAAAUAUAUAAAUGUAACAUCGUUCCGCUUGGUAACAACCGAGAAGCUUUACCUCACACGUUCCAUGAUUUUCAUGACGAUAACGACUUUCAAGCUUUUAGUACACAUUGUCGCCGACUACAGUUUGUACUGGGUUCUUAUGACAAUACGCCGCAAUGGACGAUCCCAAACAAUAUUGCCACCUGGACCAUCCGAUGCUGGUGUUCAUAUAUCGGGACAUGGGAUAGUAGCCGAUUUUAUCCGGUACAUAUUUAAUUCUCUUACUAUUCCGCUGGUGCCGAAAAUGCCAUCGCCUGUGACCUGUCUUCCCAAUCCGUAUACACCCGAUUUGCAGCGGUAUUCUCAAAUUGCUGUAUUAAUUAUGCUCCUAUGGUUCUUUUCAUUAUUUGAACCAUACGGUCUUCGACUGCGUCACGUUAUAAUGGGGCAUUAUAGACCGGAGCGUGCGAAAACACGUGCUGUAUGGCUUUACAAUCACAUUUUGAGAACCAGAGGCAGUUUUAUGAAAUUGGCUCGAAGAAAACUCCAUCGUGAAUACAAAUAUGCGGACCAAGGAAGUCUCACAUUUCAGCACUGGAUAAAUUCAGUUUUACCUUGUUGGUUCCUUCGAUAUUAUAUGUUAUGCAUGGGCAAAGUGCCCAAAGAACCCAAUUGUUUACUAUGUAACACUUCAGAUGAUGGAAAUGAUACAGAUACAAAACUUAUAAGUUGUAAAGCUACAAAAUGUCCCGGAGUAUACUGCACUAGAUGCUACUGCGAUAUUGGCCAUUUGUGUACCAUUUGUUUGUCACCCGAGGAUUAUGGCGAUAUGAGUGAUAUCAGCCUAGAAACGUGA
Pararge aegeria (speckled wood butterfly) is the source of this 1926-nucleotide messenger RNA. Its product is annotated as DC-STAMP domain-containing protein 2-like. The record is from RefSeq and is a predicted model, not a curated record. NCBI's taxonomy places the organism in Eukaryota, Metazoa, Arthropoda, Insecta, Lepidoptera, Nymphalidae. Gene Ontology annotation, cellular component: membrane. The transcript is spliced from 11 exons.